AUGAGUCGAAAGGGUGGACUAACUGAAGACGAUAUCUUUGCUGAAAUUUUAAAUACAAAUUUGGAAGAUUUUAGUAGUGAUGAUGAGUGUGUGGAUGCAACUUGGGAAUUACCCGUUGUAACAAAUGAUUUGGCAGACCAGGAAAGCGACAAUGAAGAAAAGGUCAAUGCUCUAUCAGAGACACCACCAGAGUCAAGUCAAACUGCCAAUCGUCGUGAUAUUUGGAAAAAAAAACCGUUUGAGAAUCUGUUGGAAAGCAGAUCUUAUGUAACUGCGGACACAAACACACCUAUAGAGACCCCUUAUCAUUAUUUUUCCGUGUAUUUCAAUGAUGAGUUUUUAGAAAAAGUUACGGAGUACACAAACAGGUACCAUGUGGCCGAAAAAGGCAAAUCACUGGGAGUAUCAGUAGCUGAAUUGAAAAAUUUUUGUGGAAUCAUCAUUGCGAUGGGCUGCAUUCGCUAUCCAAGGCUUCGCAUGUACUGGGAGAAAACCACAAGACUCCCUAUUGUAGCUGAUACCAUGAGUCGUGAUCGAUUCUUUCUCUUGCGCAUGUGUCUACAUGUGGUGGACUACAAUGAAGUAACAGAUGCAGAGAAACAAUCAAACGUGUUUUGGAAAAUAAAUCCGUUACUUGAACGUGUUAGAUCUGCUUGUAGAAAUAUUCCAAGAAAAUGUAAUGCUAAUUACUCAAUAGACGAACAAAUGAUACCAUUUACUGGUCGGUGCCCUGUUAGACAAAGCCUUCCAAAUAAACCUAGAGGAGUGGGAUUGAAAAACGAAGUUUUAACAACCUCUGAGGAGCUGGUCCUUGAUUUUGAGAUUUAUCAGGGCAAGACUACACCACUUCCAUGCUCAAAUUUAGGAUUAGGACCAGGCUUUGUUUUGCGUUUGGCUGAAACACUUCCUGAAGGUUCAAAACUGUUUUUGACCGUUAUUUCACGACAAUACCACUACUACAAGCACUGUUGA
Messenger RNA from Calliphora vicina (urban bluebottle blowfly), 972 nucleotides. Its product is annotated as piggyBac transposable element-derived protein 2-like. Bases 1 to 972 code for a protein of 323 amino acids. NCBI's taxonomy places the organism in Eukaryota, Metazoa, Arthropoda, Insecta, Diptera, Calliphoridae. The record is from RefSeq and is a predicted model, not a curated record. The transcript is spliced from 2 exons.